This is a messenger RNA of Saprolegnia parasitica CBS 223.65, 1455 nucleotides long. RefSeq lists its product as hypothetical. Bases 1 to 1455 code for a protein of 484 amino acids. The record is from RefSeq and is a predicted model, not a curated record. Lineage: Eukaryota; Oomycota; Saprolegniomycetes; Saprolegniales; Saprolegniaceae. The transcript is spliced from 2 exons.
AUGCUCGCAGCGACCAAGCUCGUCGCGGCCCUCAUCGCCAGUCUCGCGGCCUCAGCGCUGGCGUCGCCCCAGCCGUUCCAGAUUGGGUACCCCGUCCCGCUGAGCCUUCGCGGGGACCAUAGCGGUCCCUUCAACCACACCAUUCAUCGCGACGGCGCGAGCUACCUCUCGGUGCAUUUCACGUCGAUAGCGUUGCCCCCGGCGGCGACCCUGUCGCUGGCCUGUGCCGAUGGCGCCAAGCAAGUGUCGUUCACUGGCGCCCACGCCGACUUUUACACCGAGUCGUUUCCGUGCAACAGCGUUGACGUCGUGUACUCUGCGCCGACGUACGAUAGCAGCAGCCCCGCGCCGGUGUUUGAAGUGGACCAGGUGAUCCAUGGGAGCGCGCAGUCGAACGGCAUGCUCGAGACCAUCUGCAGCAUCACGGACGAGUCUCGGCCGAGCGUGUGUUCGCAAGCGACCGAGCCCGCCAAGGUCGCCGCGAGCCGCGCGGUCGCGCGCCUUCUCAUCAACGGCCGCGUCGCGUGCACGGGCUGGCUCUUUGGCUCAGAAGGACACAUGCUCACCAACAGCCACUGCAUCAACUCCGAGUCGCGCGCUGCCAACACCCAAGUCGAGUUUGACGCGCGCUGCAGCACGUGCAAGGACCCGCAGAACAAAGUCGUCUCGGGUUGCCGCGGGACGAUCGCAGCCAUCGGUGUCAAGCUUGUCAUCUGGGACGAGCUCAACGACUUUGCGCUCGUCAAGCUCGAUAAGCUCAAGCCCGGAGUCGACCUCUCGACGUACGGGUACCUUCGGGCGCGCGAAUCUGGGCCCGUUCUUGGUGAGCCUAUUUGGUCGGCACACCACGAGGCCGGCUGGGCGCAGCGGCUCUCGCUGACCUACGACGGAGAGGUGCCCAAGAUUGCGGACCUGGACAAGGCCAGCUGCAUGGACAACUUUCCGGACGCGCGGGACACGGUCGGCCACUUCCUUGACACGCUCGGCGGCUCCUCCGGCGCGCCUAUCAUGAGCACCGCAGACAACGUCGUCGUCGCGCUGCACAACUGCGGCCUCUGCGACUCGGUCGGCAACUCAAACGGUGCGAUCAAAAUCAGCAACGUCAUCCAGUUCCUUAAGGCCAAGAACCUCUUGCCGAAAGACGCUACGGUGCCUGUGUUCAACGUCAACGAGCUCUUCGAGGUCGACGCGUCGACGCAGCAGAUCAAGGCGGUCAGCAACGGCCAGUGCCUCGACGCCUUCAAGCAGGACGGCCGCCUCCGCGUGCACACGUACACUUGCGACGCGUCGAAUGGCAACCAAAAGUGGCGCGUGGUCGGCGGCAAGGUCGAGCACGCCACGCAUAUCGGGCAGUGUCUGGACGUGGACCCGACGGACCCGCACCACAACGUGCAGAUGUGGGCGUGCAUUGCCGGCAACGACAACCAGCGCAUCGAGCUCGUGUCGCAGAUCUAA